Kickxella alabastrina is the source of this 976-nucleotide messenger RNA. RefSeq lists its product as uncharacterized. The record is from RefSeq and is a predicted model, not a curated record. Bases 74 to 916 code for a protein of 280 amino acids. Lineage: Eukaryota; Fungi; Kickxellomycota; Kickxellomycetes; Kickxellales; Kickxellaceae. The transcript has a single exon.
UCCUCUCUCCCCAGAUAUAGGUCUUUUUUUCUCUCUCCCAAAGCAUAUACCCAAUUCGUUUUUUUAUACGCAAAUGACAAACAUUAUUUCCCUUUUAUCGACAGCAGUUGUGCUCGGUAGCUAUGCCGUGGCAGGAGCAGCAGUAGCAGACGGCCAAAAUGAGGCAGUGGCGCAAGUGAAUGCGAAUAUCGGCCGCAUUCCCAGAGCCCUGGGGCGUAUUCCGAGGGAUGUGGGCCGGGUGCCCAGAGAAGUGGGCCGGGUGCCCAGAGAGUUGAAGCGUGUACCCAGAGAGCUGAAGCGUGUGCCCAGAGAGCUGAAGCGUGUGCCCAGAGAGCUGAAGCGUGUGCCCAGAGAGCUGAAGCGUGUGCCCAGAGAGCUGAAGCGUGUGCCCAGAGAGCUGAAGCGUGUGCCAAGAGAGUUGAGGCGGAUUCCCAGGAUACCAGGCCAGCAAUUCAAAAAGCGUGCUGACGAGACACAGGGCCAGGAUAAUGCUGAUAACAAGGAGAAUGACCCAAGUCCAUCUCCAAGCGCCAGCCCAUCCCUAUCUCCGAGCCCGAGCCCGAGCCCGAGCCAGAACAAAGACACAAGCUCGAGCAGCUCAAAGACGCCCAGCAGCAAGAGCAGCUCGACGCCUGAAGAAGACAAGCUCGGCGACGACAAGAAGGAAAAUUCUGCUGACGAGAAGAACAACAGCGACAAUAAUAACAAGAGCAGUAGUGCGGACAAUGAUGAUAAUGAUGAUCUUGGAGUGGUCGAAGAUGAGUUUGGAAACCCAAUUAUCACGAACGCUGAUGCGUCGUACUGGCAGAUGAUCACGCCUACUGGCGUCAACUAUCUCAGUGGUGCGGCGACUGCGCACUGGGAUUUCGCAGCGGCAGCAGCAGCGGCAGCGAUGCUUGGCAGUGCCCUGUUCUAGUGUGUUUUCAACAUACAUUGUUUUGGCUUAGUUUCUAGUCCUGCUUUUAUAAUUCAUUUC